Soboliphyme baturini is the source of this 386-nucleotide messenger RNA. NCBI's taxonomy places the organism in Eukaryota, Metazoa, Nematoda, Enoplea, Dioctophymatida, Soboliphymatidae. The record is from the annotation of a GenBank genome assembly.
UUGUACCUAGAGAUAGACGAGUGCAAAAUAGGCGCUUGCAAUAACGUUGGACGAUGUAUUGACGAAAUCAAUGGAUACCACUGCAUAUGUCAUGAUGGCUUUACGGGAAAGGAAUGCGAAAUAAAUAUUGACGAUUGUCAAUCAGCUCCAUGUGGUGAAAAUGGCUCUUGCGUUGACCAUGUUCGGUCUUUCGAAUGUUUGUGCAAGCCGGGUUACACCGGAAGAUUCUGCGACAUCGGUAGUGUCGACAUUAGGCCAACCAUCUUUGAAAGGCCGUUCCUUCCGGACCUACAAGUCGCCGGUGAAAAGCGUACCGGAAAAGGCGUUACCCUGACACCGUCACGUCUCUUUUUUAGCUCGGGGCUCCGCCACGUAAGGAAAUAAAA